AUGAAUAUUAUUCUUCUAACACUAAUAACAAGUAUCUUCGCCGCCAAAGAUUCGUCAAAAAGUGCUCGUCGUACUUAUCUUGUUAAAAAGGAUCUCUUCAGUUUAUUGAAAUUCAGUCAAUUUUCAAUACUCGUACCAGAAAACCAUUUAGUAUAUCGUAUCAAAUCGUAUUAUACUUUUGGAAGAAAAUUAGAAGUUAUUCAUGCAAUAAAUUUUACAAUUCUUAAUUCAACUUCUAAUGAAUGGAUUCCUGGAAAAAUUAUAUUAACACCGGCUGGUCUUGAUAGCAAAUUUAUCAUAAAAUGGGAUGGAUAUAGUAUUGCGAUGACAACAAAAUUUGGUUCAUUAACAACAACAUUUGAGUAUGAAUAUCAUAGUGGCAUUUUAGCAAAAUUUAAAAAGCGAAUUUCUUCACUUGUAUGGAGAACUAAAUUUGAUUUACAAGUAUUUUCAAAUGAUCUACCAGAUACAAUUUAUUUUAUUGGACUUGCAAUGAAAGAACAAAACACUAAAUCUAAGGGAUGA
This is a messenger RNA of Adineta steineri, 525 nucleotides long. NCBI's taxonomy places the organism in Eukaryota, Metazoa, Rotifera, Eurotatoria, Adinetida, Adinetidae. The record is from the annotation of a GenBank genome assembly.